Messenger RNA from Rhodotorula graminis WP1, 1254 nucleotides. RefSeq lists its product as uncharacterized. The record is from RefSeq and is a predicted model, not a curated record. The transcript has a single exon. Lineage: Eukaryota; Fungi; Basidiomycota; Microbotryomycetes; Sporidiobolales; Sporidiobolaceae. Gene Ontology annotation, molecular function: nucleic acid binding. Bases 1 to 1254 code for a protein of 417 amino acids.
AUGCCCAGCACAUCUGCACCGAGGCCCGCCUUCAUCUUCUCGUACAACGCGACCGACCCGGACAUUGUCGCCCUCGCCGCCGCCGCCGGCUCGUCGUCGACCUCGCGCCACCCGUACCACGCAGGGCUCGGCGCAGCACGCCGACCAGGCUACUACGACUCGACCGCCGACGACCACGUCCCCGUCUAUGGCCCCACCACCUACCGCCGCGGCCCAGUUCGCUUCGUCCCCGCUCGCCUCGCCCAGUUCGGCGUCAUCCCCGCCAGCGGCGAGCCUGGAGCGACCCCGACCUUCGACCUCAAGGGCAAAGGGCGCGCCGUCGACAUCAAGGGCGAGAGCGACGACGACAACGACGACGACGACGACGUCAAGCCCGCUCUCGCUCCGCCGCCACGCCCGUCCACCUCGUCAACGCCGAGCGGCAGCACCAUCCGCGGCCUGUACGCCGGCAUCGUCGGCAUCUCAUCGUCGUCGUCCUCGUCGUUGAGCGGCUCGGCUCCAGCGUCGGUGCGCGCGUCGGUCGCGCCGGACCCGCCGCCGCCCCAGUCGAGGGCGAGCAGCGACCAGGUCAAGCGCGAGGAAGAAGCCAGCCCCGGCUCUCGAGACGGCGGCGACGACGACGACGACGUGCUCGUGCUCUCGUCGGACGACGACGACGACGAGGCGGACGGCGGGCGAGACGACGACGACGACGACGACCUCAUCGUGCUCGACCCUCUCACCAACCUGCCCGAGGCUCGCCCUACCACCGCCGCCGCCCGACCUCGUCGCCCUCAGCCCCUCCUCAUCCACGAGCUCCUUCCGCCCUCGAACACCUCCUCGUCCGCUUCGACCUCGUCCGCGUCCACCGCACCCGCCUCGGCAGGGCGCGUCCUUCUCCCGCCCUCAACCCCGCAGUACGCCAUCAACCCGCUCAACCCCGGGUGGCGCAUGCUCGUGCGCCAAGGCUGGCGCGAGGGCGCCGCGCUCGGGCCCGCAGUGGCCCCGGGCGAGCAGCAGCGCGGCCUGAUCGUGCCGUUGCGCGCGAAGGAGAAGUUUGACCGGGCCGGGCUCGGUGGUGGCACGGUCGGGAGUGGCGAGGAGCGGAGGAUGAGCGGGAGGGAGCGGGACGAGCGGCGGAAGGAGCGCGAGAGGAGCGAGAGGGAGAGGAAGAAGGGUCCGGGCGGCGGCAGAGGGGCGAGAGGGAUGGAGCGUGCGGCCAAGGAGGAGGAGCGGCAGCGCAAGGCGCUCAUUGCGUACAUGAACCGGCCGUGA